AUGUCGAAUUUCUCUGACGAGCUCGAAGAAAUCAAAUCCCUAAUCUCUUCAGGCACCAAAUCAAACAAGUCACUCGGCUACUCGACUCUCUCACACCUCCAAGAACAGUCCUCCGACGACCACGCUUUGAUUCAAACACUCUCGCUGAGCUCCCGGAGCCUUCUCCGUCGCAUCGUCGCCGAUGUUCACAGCGACGAUGAAGAAAUCGCGACGCAGGCUUUGAAAUGUUUGGGGUUUAUGAUAUACCAUCCCGCAAUUGUUGCCGCAAUUAUAGCGGAUGAUGUGAAGUUAGUUUUGGAUUCAUUGGUUAGAGUCAUUACGACUACGAAAAUGAAGUCGGUUUGUAAUUUAGGAGUGUGGUGCAUAUCUCUGCAACAGCUGAGUGAAUCACUUUUGGCUCCUCAUUUCCAUUCUCUCUUGCGCGCGGUAGUUCAUGCCAUUGACAAUCCCAUUGGUUCUCUGUCGACAACUUUUGAGGCUAUUCAGGCUGUUAUUAAGCUAGCAACUCUAUUAAGUGAGAACAUGAGAGAAUUGUCUCAUAUAUGGGCGCCUCCAAUAUAUAGAAGACUUCUUAGCUUUGACAAGAGAGACAGGGAUAUGUCUGAAAGGUGUUUAUUGAAGAUUAGAUCUACAAUCAUACCUCCUCCGAUAAGUCUCUCCAAGGUGCUUGUCAAAGAUUUAAAGAAAAAGUUGCUCGCUCGGAUGCACGAUAUGCUAACCAGUGGUAUGAAGGUUCAAACUAUUCAAGCAUGGGGAUGGUAUAUCCGUUUACUAGGGUCUCAUGCCUUGAAAAACAGACAUUUAAUUAAUGAUAUGCUGAAAAUUCCUGAGAAAACAUUUUCAGAUCACGACUCACAAGUUCAGAUUGCUUCCCAGGUUGCCUGGGAAGGUCUUAUCGAUGCUCUUAUUCACCCACCAAUGUUAUUGCCGUAUACGACAAAUGCUGCAAAAGAGGAUGGUAUGCAAAGAAAGGGAACACAGGAAGUAAACAGUGGUGAAAUCCUUAAAACUGGAACUUUUAAAAGCGUAAGGCUCAUCAUGACACCACUUAUAGGCAUCAUGUUGAGUAACUCUGAUGUAUCUGUCCACUUGGCCUGCUUGAACACGUGGUGCUAUCUGUUACAUAAACUUGAUACCUCUCUGAAUGAUUCUUCAAUGAUCAACUUUGUAGUAGACCCUAUCUUUGAAGCAGCUUUUCAACUUGAUCCUGAUGGUAAGAGCUUCUGGGCUAGGGAUGUGUGCAUUAAUUUGCUUGAUGAUUUCAUAUCAGCAAAAUGUAAACCUCUAGACUAUGACCCACGUAAUCAGGUAAGCCAGCAGUUAUCAGCCCAAACCUCUUUGAAUGCACCCAUCAUAUCUGACAGUUGCUCAUGGAAGCAGUAUCCUAUUAAAUGGUUGCCAUGGGAUCUGAGUAUGUUGGACUUUCAUUUAAAGAUGAUCUACAGCCUCAUCCUUCAAUCACCAAAGAAAACUGUCUGCUAUGAUAACAGGGUUCCAGCUGAUGAGGCUCCCUUGAGGUUAUUUAGAGCUGUUUUGAAAGGAGUUGAACUGGAAUUCAAGAGGUCAUCCAUCAAUUAUGAUGAUAUUAUGUUGUGUUUGAAUGCAAUACUGAAGUUCAUAAGAAAUAUAUGUGAAGAAGUAAGUCAGGAUGGUUGUGACAGACAUGGCUUGUAUCAUAUAUCACUUCAGUUUAUAGAGGCUGUCACCGAGGAGAUAGAACCUACUAUAAUAGGAUCCCCUCUUUACAAGGUGGCAUUGAACAUCAAGUAUUUUGAAAACCUGCAAAUGGUUGCUGACAUUGGAUAUGAAAAUUCGGGUGUCUGCUCUAUUGGUUAUAUGGAUAUGGUUUCACCGAUGGUUUAUUUGAGUGUACUUUACUUCUCGGUGGUGGUUCAGUCAAGCUUGAGUACAUCCAAAGCCGACUACAUUCGACAGGGAAUGCAGAAAUAUAUCAGACUCUGA
Molecule: messenger RNA, 1962 nt
Organism: Fragaria vesca subsp. vesca
Lineage: Eukaryota; Viridiplantae; Streptophyta; Magnoliopsida; Rosales; Rosaceae
Exons: 8
Coding region: 1-1962 (653 amino acids)
Biological process (GO): telomere maintenance
Cellular component (GO): nucleus
Source: RefSeq, a predicted model, not a curated record